AUGCGUCUCUCAAAGCUCUCGUUCCUCGUCCAGGCUCUGCUGCUGACCGCGGCGGCGGCUCAAACUGCGGAAGGUACCAACGUCCUCGGCGAUCUCACCGGCGGAUCUUCAACCUCCAGCAGCAGCUCUUCUUCCGAGUCUACCUCUGCUCCUCCCAGCACCUCGUCGACCACAUCAUCUACUUCCUCAACUUCGGAGCCUCCCAGCACCAGCACCACCACCACGCACACGACAUCCACCUCUUCCACUUCUUCCGAGGCCCCGUCCACGACCCCCUCGACUUCCACUACCUCGUCUAGGACUUCUUCCACCACCAGUGCUGAUAAGACUACUUCGGCGGAUACCACUUCAACCACUCCAUCUGACGUGGUCAAGACCAUCACUGCCCAGGUGACCGUCAGCGGUACCACCAAGGCGACAGUUAUGCUUUCCACCUCGACGGCUGCGCAAACCCCAUCGCCCUCGCUCAACGGUAACAACGGCUCCUCCAGCAGUGGCAUCUCGGCCUCGGAAAAGAAGAUCAUCAUUGGUGUCGUGGUUGGUGUCGGUGGUGCUAUCCUCCUGGGUGUUCUCGGUGUGGUCUUCUGGCGCAUUCACAAGAAGCGCAACGAGGGCUACAACGAUGAUGAUGAUGAUCUGAUGGGCGGCACUGCCGUCGGCAGUGGCCCUCGUGAGAAGGCCCCCAGCCCGUCUCAGGGUGGUACCCCCUUCAAGAACACGCUAGACCAGUACCACAACCCGGGUCCUGUCAAUGCUGCAUCCAACUUCUAA
Molecule: messenger RNA, 771 nt
Organism: Penicillium daleae
Lineage: Eukaryota; Fungi; Ascomycota; Eurotiomycetes; Eurotiales; Aspergillaceae
Gene: midA
Product: putative cell wall protein
Exons: 1
Coding region: 1-771 (256 amino acids)
Source: RefSeq, a predicted model, not a curated record